AAUUACCCCCUCCUUACUAAAAUCUGACAACGUGGAACAAGAGCAAGAAAAGUUACUAAUAUUUGAGAAAAAGUUGGAAGUCUGCCAAGAGUUCAAAGUAUAUGUGAUACUGAGUUUCACGUGGUUUUAUUAUGCACUACAUAGGCCUACAGUAGAUAAAAUUCGCUAGCGGUCGUAGGGUGUAUUUCUGUCAACGUUUACACUUGAUGGAAGACAGAACUCCCAUAUAUCAAGAACAGCGACUGUGAUUAUUCGUUUUCUCAACUACUAGGCUUGAAGGUGUUGUGGCCAACAAUGAUUAAGAACCUGAGUUUGAGAUCGGUAGGACGUAUGUUCUACUUAGUAGACCCACGUAAGGAAAUCUUUCAAACAAUCGACGAUGUUCCAGACUAUGUAACUGAGGUUAUGCCAUUAUUUUUCGUCAUCAUUAUGAUUGAGCUGAUGAUAACCGUAUGGAAAAAUAAAGAUUACGUUAACAUAAGUGACUCACUUGGUUCUGUUUCACAAGGCAUUUUAUCAGAGUGUUCAAGGCUGUUAUUACGAGGUGUUCCACUUGCAGCAUAUAUUUGGGUCUACAACAACUGGCGGCUUGUGACACUUCCGUGGGAGUCUGUUUGGACAUGGUUGCUAUGUUUUGUCGGUGUUGACCUUGGGUACUACUGGCUUCAUAGAGCAAGUCAUGAACUGAACAUCCUAUGGGCAGCUCACCAAGUUCAUCAUAGUUCUGAGUAUUACAAUCUGAGCACAGCUUUACGUCAGUCUGUGUUACAAAGUUAUUCAACUUGGAUGUUUUAUUUACCGCUAGCUUUGGGUAUUCCUCCAUCUAUCUUUUUGGUUCAUCAGCAGUUUAAUCUUCUCUACCAGUUCUGGAUUCAUACACAGGUUAUAAAGACAUUGGGACCACUAGAGUACAUCAUCAACACACCUAGUCAUCAUCGAGUACAUCAUGGUCGCAACAGGUACUGUAUUGAUAAGAAUUAUGCUGGAACACUGAUCAUCUGGGACAGGCUGUUCGGUACAUUUGAACAAGAAAGUGAAGAAGUUGUCUAUGGUGUUACCCAUCCCUUAACGACAUUUGAUCCUACCUAUGUGCAGUUGUGCCACUACAUCCACAUCUUCAAGACUUUCUUAGAAGUGAAAGGACUUCAAAACAAACUAUCAGUAUUAUUUAAAGGCCCUGGCUGGGCUCCAGGUAAACCUCGACUUGGAUCUAUAGAAGAUAUUCCAGAUGUACAUGCACCACAAGAAAAGUACAGUCCACGACUUCCAUUAUGGUGUAUGCUGUAUGUCCUAGUGCAUUUCACCCUGGUGACUGUAGCCUUUGUUGAUUUGGCUAAUAGGCAUACUAGCAUGAAUCAAGUAACAAUACUUUGUGGUAUCAUGUACUGUAUGCUGUCUUUGACAUGCUUUGGAGCCAUCAUGGAUAAGAAGUUUUGGGCACCACUGGUAGAAGUGAUUCGCUGUAUACUCUACUUCACUGUGGACUUCUUUUUAUCAUCAACAGGAAGUUCCUGUCACAUACUAAUUAUGGCCUUAAGAAUAACAUUUCUUUUUUCUGCUCUUCUUUGGAGUUUUCAUCUUGUCCAAGUUUUUUCAGUCAAGAUUCACAAGAAAACAGAAUGAGCUGAAAGUUUUCUGUUUUACCAAAUAUCGUAAAGAAACUAAUUCAAAACUGUGUGUCCUACAAUGUAUUUUAAAAUUUGUAAGGUCAUUACACAUCACGUAUGUUCUGAUCAACUAGUUUAUCAGAUGCAUAACUUUUUAACACAUCUUAGAUAAUCAAAAUUGUAUCCUUUUUGAAAAUCUUGUACAGAUUUCACUUAAUGAAAGAAUAGCUUACAGUGUUUUAAGAUGUGUUACAAGUUACUUUCAAGGAAUAUGUUUGGGAUCUAGUUUCCAAGUUUAUGUUAUGCAGAAAAAAUGUGUAAUGUUAGAUAAUAGCCCCUGGGUAAUAAUAAGGUAGUUAAUCAGCAUGACAUUUAUAUAAAUAGUUGUGUUAUGAAUAAUUAGUCAUUCUACUUUUUGUUAUUAAAACUAGUUAGAUUAAUUUCUAAAUUUGUUCUAUUUAGUUGCUCAGAUAUUCGUAUAUAUAUAUAUAUAUAUGUGUGUGUGUGUGUGUGUGUGUGUCUGUUUGUGUAUAUAUAAACCAUGUAGGAGAAUAAUCAUGUAUUCAAAUGAUUACAUGUAAAAUUAUUAUUAUUUCUGAAACUUUUGUUUUACAUUUAUUUUACAAAUGGACGAAGCUUACAUAAUUUUGUUCAUAAACUUUUAAUUCAAAAAUUGUUUUUUAUGAAAUAUAUUGUGUACAGUUGUUUGUUGAAAGUAGUUUGAAUUAGAAAAAAAAUAUCUUGCAAAGCAGAACUACCUAGGUAACCUUUCAUCUUUUUUGUUUUUUAUUCAAGACAAACAAAUAUUAAUAACUAUUGAUUGUUAAUUUGAACUUUAAAAUUUGUCGUUUAAUAGUACUUUAUACUAAAGGAAACAUUUUUCUAUUUUUCAUUAUCCUUGGUUUUUAAUAUGUGCUGUAAUCCAUAUACAGAUAGUCCAAUGUUUUAUAUUUCAUAACAUUAAGAAAUAUCGUUCUUAAUGCAUCCAAACUAGUUUUUCCAAUAUCAAGACUUCUGACAGCUUGUUCAGGUUACUGUGUUUUUGUUUUGUUCUCUAAACCUGUGAUCAUUUGUAAGGAAGUUAUUUUUUUACUUCACUAUGGUAAAACAUUUGAAAGUUAUGUGUUAAGUUUAUAGAACUAAAGCUUAUUUCUCCUUUCAAGAAUUUCUGAAAGAAGUAUGAGCAAUGGUUUUCAUGCCUUUUAAAACUUAAAGGGUUAAUUCUGUGUAAAAAUUGAAUUGAAUUCUUCCUACUCGUUUUUUGUUGUUGUUGUUUUCGUAUUUCAUAUUCAAAUAUAACAUACUUAUAUACUGAACGUCUCAGUGGGGGUGGGCCAGAGAAUUUUCAAAAUUCCUCUACACCGGAAAGUAAACCAUCCUAAAUUUCUCUCCUCAGGUGACCCAUCCUUGUGUCUAGUGUACAAAAAAGUUUAUUAACAUGGAGAGUAAUGUUGUGUUAAUAGUUUAUAUCAUGAGACAUUGUCUCCUUUUACCGUGCACAGAAGAAUGGCCAACCCGUAAUUUGUGUGCGCGGAAAUCUUAACCCCACACAAUUCCUCCGCCCACCCCUCCCUAAUAUAAUAAUGACCGGUCCCUUAUAAUAACUUGAUUAGAAAAUUCAUCUUUUACCGAUACGUCGUUUGGUUACACUCAAGUAAAAUAUAUUUUAGGUGUGUUAUUUCAUUCAGAAAAAUUAUAUUUUGGAUGUCAGAAACUACAAUAAUAACCUAAUAAUAGGAUUAUUAUGAGUAAUUUCAAUGACGUGUAUGCAUUUUUAAUGAAUUCUAUGAUUCAUGAUAGGUGUGCGUUAUGUUCGAACCACAAUUAACUUCAUCAACUUACAUUUAAUUCUUAUAUUCUCAAACUAGUUUUCAAAACAAAAAAACAGUUAGAACUCUUAAAAACUUUUGAAGAUAGUUUUUAUAAUUACGUAGUUUUAUGUUGGUACAUGGUUUGAUAAAAGAAAUUAGGGAGGCAAAACCGUGGUUGGAGGUAAGGCAUAGAUUGGACAAUUAAGAUAAAGUUUAGCGAACAAAUUAAAAAAAAAAAAUCCUUAUUUAUACUACUUUUAUCUUUCAUGGACCAUUCCAGUACUUACUCCACAGCUAUUGGAAUAAUUGACGUUAUACAUAUACAUAAAAUGAAGCCCCAUUUAACAUUCUAUUCACCACUUGUCACUGAGUUAUAUUGGUCUUUUGAAAUGUCAACACUCGCCAGUAAUCCUGGGCAUGAGCAAACCACAACAAAGGUGAGUGAUGUGGGGUGGAAUUCUACAAAACUGGUGUAACUCAGUAGAAAGGAAUAAACUAAAUGUUGGACUGGGCUUCAUGUUCAUUUUUGCUUCUUAAAUAGCUUGGCUGUUGAAUAUUUCAUGGUAGUUUAAUAGUAACAUAAAUUAUACACGGUUUUCAAAUCCUAAUAAAUAUUGGUUCAUUGUGCUGAGUAAAAAAGAAUUAAAAACACCAUUAUGUAUAUACAUAUUU
Limulus polyphemus (Atlantic horseshoe crab) is the source of this 4090-nucleotide messenger RNA. Its product is annotated as alkylglycerol monooxygenase-like. Gene Ontology annotation, biological process: lipid biosynthetic process. Lineage: Eukaryota; Metazoa; Arthropoda; Merostomata; Xiphosura; Limulidae. The record is from RefSeq and is a predicted model, not a curated record. The coding region runs from base 295 to 1623 and encodes 442 amino acids. Gene Ontology annotation, molecular function: iron ion binding; oxidoreductase activity. The transcript has 12 exons. Gene Ontology annotation, cellular component: endoplasmic reticulum.